Messenger RNA from Caenorhabditis bovis, 2361 nucleotides. Lineage: Eukaryota; Metazoa; Nematoda; Chromadorea; Rhabditida; Rhabditidae. The record is from the annotation of a GenBank genome assembly.
AUGCCAAAGUUAUUCUCAGACCGUCCGCCACUGAAUGCGGUCCUUCGUGAGAAAGUCGAGAAAGUUCGGUACUCCUGCACACCUCGCAAAUGUUUCCAGUCGUUUCUCUCAUUCUUUCCGGUUAUCACAUGGCUUCCCAAUUAUGAUUGGUCCCAUUCAUUUUUUGGUGAUUUAUCCGGCGGAUUGACAAUGGCGGUUUUCUCGGUGCCACAAGGGAUUGCGUUGGCUGGAAUUACCGGUGUACCUCCUGUAUAUGGUUUGUACACCGCCAUUUUUCCAUCAUUUCUUUAUAUUUUCUUCGGCACUUCAAAGCAUAAUGCACUUGGUGGAUUCGCCGUGUUGUCUCUAAUGACUCACGGAGCAAUCGAGAAAGUAAUGAUGAGAACGGCUACGAGUUAUAAUGCAACGGUUUACGUCAAUCAUACCUUAGAUGAGCUGAUAUCGGAUAUGGACAAUGAUACGAUUAUCACGAAUACAACCCUUAUGCAAAUCCUCGGAAAUGAAACCACAUUCAUGGAAGAAGUCACUACAGAAAUGUGGACUGAAGGCGUAACCCCGGUGAAACAAAUUCAUGUCGCAACCACAAUUAUAUUUUUUGCUGGAAUUAUGCAGCUUCUAAUGGGUAUAUUUCGACUUCAAUAUCUCACAUCACUUUUCUCGGAACAAGUUAUGAGUGGCUUCGUCGUUGGCGGUGGUAUUCACGUCUUCUUCGCACAAAUUGGCGAUAUGCUUGGAGUGAAAUUACCAAAAAGAUCAGGACCGGGUUACCUUUACUAUAGAAUAUGGGAUUUGAUCGAAAAUUUGUCAAACAUCCACUAUCCAACAUUGGCAAUUUCCUGUUCAUCAUUGUCAUUUUUGAUAUUUGGCAAAGAAUACCUUGGACCAUGGCUAAGUUCGGCAUUCAACUACCCCGUCCCAUUCGAAUUCGUUCUUGUUGUUAUUGGAAUCACCGCGACCAACUAUGCAGAACUAUCCAGACGGCAUAAUGUGAAAGUGGUUGGAAAUAUUCCUACCGAAUUCCCGCCGCCAUCUCUACCACGAUUUGAUCUAAUUCGCCACAUUGGCCUGAAUUCAGCGGCUAUUGCGAUCACCGCUGUCGCCAUUCAUAUAACGGUAGCAAAGGUCGUCGAAAAGCGUUAUAAGUAUAAAAUAAAUCACGGCCAAGAGCUUUAUGCCCUUGGAUUCGUUGGAGUUCUAUCAUCAUUCUUCCCAGUGUUUCCAGUAACCUCAGGAUUUGCGCGAAGUGUUGUUGGAGCAGCAGUGGGAGGGUCAACCCAACUAACUUGCCUAUUUUCAUCACUUGCUCUUUUAUCUGUUAUUCUUUACAUUGGACCUGCUCUGGAAUACCUUCCCCAAUGUAUCUUAUCAACAAUGAUUAUAUUUUCUCAGAAAGGAAUGUUGGACAAAAUUGGGGAAUUGAAACAGCUCUGGCCGGUGUUUAAAAUUGAUUUCGCAAUUUGGUUGAUGAGUCUUAUAUUAACAGUGUGCUAUGACAUGGGAGAAGGUCUCCUAUUAGCUAUUGGGUUUGCAGUUCUUACAACAAUUAUCCGUACCCAAAGACCAAAGUGGCAUUUUCUAUCACAUGAUCAUGAGACUGAAAGCUAUAAAGAAACUAAAAAGAAAGAUUUGGAGAGGAUUCAAGGAAAUGUGUGCAUUUUUCGAAUGGAUGCUCCUCUGAUUUUUACCAGCGUCGACAGAUUUACACUGUCAGUUUGGCAAUGUGUUAAAAAAUGGGAGCGUUGCCGAUUGGAAUCGUUUGUUACGAUUGAGCAAAUGAAUUCUGACAAAGGAGGAGACCUAUUAGAUUCUAAAGUCCGCGCCGCUCGUCGUCGGUACCGCAAGGACACCAAGCCAGAAAAUCGGUGCCGUUUUGUCAUCGAUUGCAGCGGAUUCCCGUAUGUCGACUAUUUGGGGCUAACAACGCUGAAAACCGUUUACACCGAUUUGACAGCGGCGGGAAUUUUGACGUUUUUCGUCGUCCAGAAAUCCGACUUGCAAAGAUUGUUUCGCGCCACCGAUUUUUACGAUGUUGUCGAUGAGAAUCGCGUGUUUCACAAGUUAUCCGACGCGGUCAAAGCUGCGGAAGAAGCAACCAUAGCACCAUUGGAGAAUAAUCAAACGCCCAAGGAAACAUUAACAGCUCUUGCCAGUAUUAUGACAACUGAUACAAUUCUCGUCGAUGAAGAACAAGAAGAGGAGGGACAGAGGGAAGAAGAAGCAGGUAAUGCGAAUAUCGCUGCAAGCGACGAGGACAAAGACAGUGAAGAUGAUGAAAUGCGGUCGGUGACCUCUGGAAGUAUAUCGAUUGAUGAUGUCCUUGAGAACUGCUCAUCGUCAAGCUCAAUAAAAUCGGUGGAAUAG